AUGGAGAUAAAAUCGCGGUUAAUAGAUGAUUGCGGGCCCAGCCUCAAGAUCUCCAAAUGCGACGGCCACGAGAUGGCGAUUGAAGUUCCUUUGCCCGACAGCGGCUCCUCGGUGUACUUGCAGCAUCUCAAGUCAUUCUCAGAACUUGCCUGCCAGCCAGAUAUCGUUGAUGGAGUAGCGCGUUUCCGUUUGCCGUUGGACAACGUGUUCCAGUGCGGCAUAACACGCGUUACAAAUCAGCAAACCGGCACCCGCACGUACUGGGCGCGGGUGGUGUUGGAGGAGGCGCAGGGCGGCGACAAGGAGAUACUGAGCGCCAAAUGCACGGUGCCCGGCCCCGGUGCUGCCUCUGCCGAGGCUGAGGCCGACGCGUUGGUCAUCACGCCCGCCCUCGCAGCCAACCGCACGCGGAGGAACGUGCUGCCGGCGGGCUUCCAGGAGGAGGAGGUAUUGGAGGUGAGGCCUGUGGAGAAGACGGUUCAAGCCCCGCAACUGGGAGUGGAGGUGCGCCAGGGGGGCCAACCAGUCACCGGAGAGCUCAACGUCAACCCAGGGACGCCGCUCACCAUGGAGAUCUUCCUGGACAAAGUCGCUGCGCCGAUAUAUGGUCUCCUAGUGUCCCAUAUGACCGUGUCUGAUACCAAGGCUCAGGAAGAAACCAUUGUCUUCAACGGGUGUUCUGUCGAUCCAUAUUUGUUUGACAAUUUUAACACAGUCGAUGGUGACUUCCUGUCUGCCAAAUUUCGUGCCUUCAAGUUUCCUGAAUCCUCCUUUGUGCAGUUCCGUGGAACUGUUACUGUCUGUCUUGGCAAAUGUCGCGGGGUGGAGUGCAGUAAUGGAGUAGUAGGAUAUGGUAGAAAGCGUCGUGCUGUUGCUAGUCUUCCACCUGAUCCCAACAAGGUCUUUGAGGUGGCUUUAUCAGCAUUUAUUAAAGUAGAUUAUGAAAAUGAAGAAGACCAAGCAAUGGAAAAAGGUGGCCUCCUCCCUGGCUGGAGCUUUGCUGUCACGUGACCAUAGUUGCAUAGUAAGCAGAGUCUUGCUAUGAGAAUUCAGUCUGAAUGUAUCAGGAUAAACAAAAUGACUG
Gryllus bimaculatus (two-spotted cricket) is the source of this 1084-nucleotide messenger RNA. The record is from the annotation of a GenBank genome assembly. NCBI's taxonomy places the organism in Eukaryota, Metazoa, Arthropoda, Insecta, Orthoptera, Gryllidae.